This is a messenger RNA of Aspergillus tanneri, 3798 nucleotides long. RefSeq names its product putative jumonji family transcription factor. Lineage: Eukaryota; Fungi; Ascomycota; Eurotiomycetes; Eurotiales; Aspergillaceae. Gene Ontology annotation, biological process: chromatin remodeling. The transcript is spliced from 6 exons. Gene Ontology annotation, cellular component: nucleus. Gene Ontology annotation, molecular function: histone H3K9 demethylase activity; histone H3K36 demethylase activity. The record is from RefSeq and is a predicted model, not a curated record. Bases 1 to 3798 code for a protein of 1265 amino acids.
AUGGCGGCAGCGCUUGAUCAACCACUUUUCAACUCAAUCGCGGGCCCUUCCACGACUGAUGCGACCUCGAUUACGCCUCCCCACAGCGCCAACGGCAAGAAGGAGGUCCCCGAUGGUGUUCCAUCUGAGCUGUCGGAUCUUGAAUUGGACUCCAAUGUUGUCGUAGCCUCGGACAUGCCUUCAGUAAAGGGAGAGGAUGAGGAAAUUGAACCGGACCAUUAUUAUGGCGGCGGCAAGAUCCCCGUGUUCAAGCCGACAAUGGAUCAAUUCCGCGACUUCCAGUAUUUCAUCAACAAGGUUGAAAGCUACGGUAUGCGGUCAGGCAUCAUCAAGGUCAUCCCUCCCAAAGAAUGGGCCGAUUCCCUUCCUCCUCUCGACGAAGCAGUUAAAAGGAUCCGAGUGAAAAAUCCGAUCAUGCAAGAGUUCCAUGGAUCGCAUGGAACCUACACUCAGGCGAACAUUGAGCGACAAAGAUCCUACAAUCUGCCUCAGUGGAAGAGUUUGUGCGAGGAAAGCAGCCAUCAGCCUCCGGCCCGGAGAGGCGAGAGACGCCGCAACCAGGAAAAGGUCAACCGUGCUCCGGCAGCCCCCAAGGUACAAACUACACGGUCCGACUCUCAAAAGCGGCGCCCGGGCCCAGGACGUCCCCCGAAGCGAUCCAACCAGGUGAAGGUGAAAGAAGAGCCCCCGGCGGAGGAAGGUCUUGAGAAGACCAAGUCCGAAGGUCCGCCAACCCCAGUCUCUCCCGAAUCCAACCCUGUCGAGACCAAAACGGAGGAAUUGAGUGAUGGAGAGUCCUUGCCCGUUCCGAAGCCCAAGGGACGGCAACCAAAGUCAGUGACAGCGCGAAGGAAGCAUAACAAGGGCGACGCGAUCGACUUUGUGGAUGAAGAAGCUUUCAACGACUUCGACUAUCGUAUCCAUAACAAUGAGGAGUACACACAAGAACGAUGCGAGGAGCUCGAAACCGCCUACUGGAAAUCGCUGAUGUUUAACAAUCCGAUGUAUGGUGCUGAUAUGCCCGGAUCCCUCUUUGAUGACAACAUCACGACCUCUUGGAACGUGGCCAAGCUGCCUAACCUGCUCGAUGUCCUGGGGCAGAAAGUACCUGGUGUUAACACCGCAUACCUCUACUUGGGUAUGUGGAAGGCGACCUUCGCCUGGCAUUUGGAGGAUGUGGAUCUGUACAGCAUCAACUACAUCCACUUUGGGGCACCGAAGCAAUGGUAUAGCAUCUCACAGGAGGAUGCCCCUCGAUUUGAGCAGGCUAUGAAGAGCAUUUGGACCAGCGAUGCAAAGAAUUGUGACCAGUUCCUUCGCCACAAGACCUACCUCGUGUCGCCCACCCUCCUCAAGUCCCAGUACGGUAUCACGGUCAACCGACUAGUUCACUACGAGGGAGAGUUUGUCAUCACCUAUCCGUAUGGGUACCACUCCGGAUAUAAUUUAGGAUAUAACUGUGCCGAGUCAGUCAAUUUUGCCACGGAAAAGUGGCUGGAGUACGGUCGCGUGGCUAAGAAGUGUAACUGCGAAGCCGAUAGUGUCUGGAUUGACGUUGAUGAAAUCGAGCGCAAGCUGCGGGGGGAAUCGACACCGGAAUACUAUGGCGACUUCGAAAGUGAUUUGGACGAGAUGGAGGGCGCUUCCGAUCUCCUCACCCCGCCACGCAGUGUUCCCGAGAAGACUCGUGGUCGCAAACGGAAACACGACGGUGAAACCACCAAGGCGAAACGCACCAGGGUCAAUGUGGAGAGCCCGAGAAAGAUCCCCUGCGUUCUCUGUCCCAACAAUCUGGACUACGAGGAUCUACUGCCGACCGAAGAUGGAAAAUCCCAUGCCCACCGACGCUGCGCGCUGUACAUCGAAGAGACCAGCGUUCUCCAGGAUGAAUCUGGCCGGGAGGUAGUGUGCGACGUGGAUAAGAUUCCCAAAGCACGGAUGGGACUCAAGUGCCUGUUCUGUCGCGAAGUACGGGGUGCUUGCUUCCAGUGCAACUUUGGCAAAUGUACUCGGUCCUACCACGCCACCUGUGCGCUCCUGGCUGGAGUGCAAGUGGAGCAGGGGUUGUCCGCUGUCAUCGCCGACGAUGGCAAUCAGUACUCGGUGCCCAGCGUCGAUCUGAAGUGCAAAUACCACCGCCAGAAGAAGCCCAACUGGAUGAACAACUGCGAGUCGCCCGACCAAGACCGCAAGCUGAUCGAGACGGCCCAGCGGCUGGUGGCUGGGGAACUGGUGCAGUUCCAAGCUGACAAGGAGAUCAACGGGGCGGUGGUUCUGGAGAACCGGCCGCAGGAGCGGACGUUGAUGGUGAAAGUACUGCCACGAGGCGAUGUCAUCGAGUUACCAUACCGUUGGAUGCUCGUCGUCCGACGGAGCAACUUCUCGCCUCUUGCAGCAGGUACCAAGCCCCUUCCUGCCCACCUGGCUCGGAAGCCCGAGGGCCGGAAGGAAUUGGAAUCGGCGGUGCCGGUGGCAGGGAAUCCGUUUGGCGAUGGACGAUCUCCGUAUCAGUGGGCCGAGUUUGAGACGGUCGACACCGCUAAUCCGCGCGCCCCACCACCGUGCAAGGUGGAUUUGGACAGGAACGAUCAGAUCUGGUAUUACCUGGGCUCCUCGUCCACCGAAUGUAGGGCUCAGUAUACGCAUAACCCUAGCCAGCAGCAGCAGAAGAAGAACUCCCACUUCCCCGCCAAUACCUUUGCCAACGUCCGUGAGCUGGUGGCCCGUCGUCGACUAUCUCAGAUCACCGAUCAUGCCAAUAUCUUCGCCGGGUACACCAUCGUUAGCCCGGAGUUGGUGGUUGAGUCAUUGAUGGGCCCGAUGGGCUCUGUGCCACCGCCCAAUGGAUUGGAAAAAUUGGAACUUUCUAUGGCUCAACAACGAGUGCAGCCGCGGGCACCGGACGGUACGUUGCAACCGGUGCAGCAGCUGAACAUGCGUUCCGAGGAGGUGAACCGGCUGUUGCAGAUGUUACGGUUCUCCCUCGUCAGUUAUCUGGAGCGCCUGGAUGUGCUGCAGAAGAAAGAGUCGGAGAAUAGCAAACCCGCGACGGCCAAUGGAGUCGGUGUGCCCAAGCUGCCCCGAAAGUAUACGUACCUGGAGCAGCAGCAGGACCAGACCCCGACUGUGUACCGGUCGCCGUACGACAUGCCGUCCGGGUUUACCGAGUACGCGCAGCAGACUUUUGGCCUGACCCCCUGCGAGCCCGAGCUGCCGAAACCAUCGCUAGCGAACGACUACUUCGCCAGCCUGUCGCCCGAGGACCAAGAGAAGAUUCUAAAGACGUGUGGCAGCUUUGUGCAACGGGCUAUCGAGCGGACCACCAACCACAGCCGGCAAAGCUCUGCCUCCAACCUCCGACUGGCGUCGGCGCUGGCUCAGCAGACGGAGAACCCCACCAUCGACAUCACGACGGUCGAGGAUCUGCCCCUCUCGGGGCUAGACCUCCCCCUACACGCGGACUCGCCGUGCUCGAGUUUCAGCCGGUCGCACCUGCGGUUCCAGUCCCCUAAUGAAUUCGGGGGACAAGGGGCGGAAGUCCAGCACGACCACCACGACCUGUUUGGCGACCAGCAAGCGAACACGCGGUUCUGGCAACAUGGGCCAUGGGCGGCCGGCGAUGGCCAGACGCCUAACGAAGAGACACGACCGUUCUUCGGACCGCAUGAACGGCUAAAGCACGACUAUGCCUCGUCAGAUAUCUCGCUGGGUCGUGGACCGGGCUCGCUGCAUUCCGUGGACAUGGCCGGGUUUGGUCUCGAUGGGACGGACGACAUGUGCAACGUACUCAGCCCGUGA